This is a messenger RNA of Trematosphaeria pertusa, 1491 nucleotides long. RefSeq lists its product as uncharacterized. NCBI's taxonomy places the organism in Eukaryota, Fungi, Ascomycota, Dothideomycetes, Pleosporales, Trematosphaeriaceae. The coding region runs from base 42 to 1364 and encodes 440 amino acids. Gene Ontology annotation, cellular component: cytoplasm. The record is from RefSeq and is a predicted model, not a curated record. Gene Ontology annotation, molecular function: sphingomyelin phosphodiesterase activity. The transcript has 2 exons.
AAGACACGGCUUUCGUACAACCAUCUUGCAAUCCCCCAAAAAUGCUUCCUCUCCUCUGGACCACCUUCCUUCUCCCCUCCUCCGCCCUUGCAGCACCCACCCCAUCCGGCACCUUCGACAUCCUCUCCUUCAACGUCGCCGGGCUCCCCGCCAUCCUCAACUCCAACGACGUCCCUGGUGACAAAACGACUAAUACCGCAUCCAUCGGCCAGAAGUUCGCAUCCUACAACUUCUCCCUCAUCCACGUACAAGAGGACUUUAAUUACCAUGCUACGCUGUACGCGAAUGACAACCAUCCGUAUCGUACGGCGACGAGCGGUGGCGUACCGUUUGGCGAUGGGUUGAAUACGUUGAGUAAUUUCGAUUGGGUGGAUUUCGAGAGGACGAAGUGGGGCGUGUGUAGUGAUGCUAGUUCUGCGGAUUGUCUCACUCCAAAAGGAUUUACCUUCAUGCGCGUCAGAGUCAGCGAGGGGGUCUGGAUCGACGCCUACAACCUGCAUGCGGAUGCCGGCAUCGAAGCAGAAGACAUCACGGCGCGCGCUGCCAACCUGCGCCAAGUAUCUUCACACAUAAGCACCUACAGCGCCGGAAACCCCGUGCUUGUCUUCGGCGACACAAACUCGCGCUACACGCGCGUCGGCGACAUCCCGACCGUCUUCAGCACCGACAACGGCAUGACCGACGUCUGGGUGCAGCUCGUCAAGUCCGGGACUCCUCCUGCUUCAGGCAGUGCUGCUCUAGUCUGCGACAAUCCAUCCAAUACCACGGAAUGCGAGAUCGUGGAUAAGGUGUGGUAUCGCGGGAGUCCAGCGCUGCAGCUGAACGCGACGAGUUUCGAGUAUGCGGGGAAGAUGUUUUUGCAGGCGAAUGGCAGUGUGUUGAGUGAUCACGAUCCGGUGCUUGUGGAUUUCUCGUGGACGUUGGGAAAGAGCUUGCGGGUUUCGGAUCCGUAUGGUGGACCGCAUGGAGAUUUUUACAACGAUCUCUCUGCGUUGGCGGAUAUCUCCUCGCCGAAAGCUGCGUCGAUAACGCUCCGGGGCGGGAAUCGCCUCGACACGGUGUCUCUUACUCUGUCUUCAGGCGAGACGUUCACGCACGGUGGAACGGGUGGCACGGCUACGACACUAACGCUGACCGAAGGAGAGCGCUUGGUGAGCGCAACGAUCUGCCAAGGAAAAUAUAACGACCAAACGAGAGUCUUUUAUAUGGAAGUUGUGAGCAGUGCUGGGAGGACUGUCAGCGCGGGAACGAGGACGAGUGACUGUGUGGGGAGGUCUGCGGAGCAAGGAUGGGGCAUUGUCGGGUUUGGUGGACGGAGCGGAGAUGAGGUUGAUCGUGUAGGGUUUGUGUAUGGAAAGGUAUAAGAAUGGCGGGGUUGAAAGUAGAUUUCCGUGAUAACUGAGGGUUUCUUUCGAACUUGUAGCGCAUCUCGGACCGCAUGUGAUGAGCUGCUGUCACCGUGCGUCCAAACUAAUACGCUUUGGAAUCCGA